Triticum urartu is the source of this 1141-nucleotide messenger RNA. Its product is annotated as ras-related protein RABD1. Gene Ontology annotation, molecular function: GTP binding; GTPase activity. The record is from RefSeq and is a predicted model, not a curated record. NCBI's taxonomy places the organism in Eukaryota, Viridiplantae, Streptophyta, Magnoliopsida, Poales, Poaceae.
UCACGCGUCCUCCGUCGGCCAUGGCGGCAUAUAAGCGGACCAAAGACAAGAAAAGGCGGAGACUUCUCUCGCCCGAUUCCCCUUGCUUCUCCCCUCUUUCUUCUCCCCCUGAUCUGGAGCAGACGCCACCUCUUCCUGAUCCCCUCUAGGAGCGCUCCGCCCCCGAAUCUGCCGGAACCCAGCCGACGCCGGCCAUGAGCUCCUCCGAGUACGACUACCUCUUCAAGCUGCUCCUCAUCGGCGACUCCUCCGUCGGCAAGUCCUGCCUCCUCCUCCGCUUCGCCGACGAUGCGUACGUCGACACCUACAUCAGUACCAUCGGCGUUGAUUUCAAAAUCCGGACCGUCGAGCUCGAUGGCAAGUCGGUGAAGCUGCAGAUUUGGGACACAGCAGGCCAGGAAAGGUUCAGGACAAUAACAAGCAGUUACUACCGGGGAGCGCAUGGAAUCAUUAUCGUAUAUGACGUGACAGAUAGGGAAAGCUUCAACAAUGUCAAGCAGUGGUUGAGUGAGAUCGAUAGGUAUGCCAGUGACAGUGUGUGCAAGCUUCUAGUUGGGAACAAAUGUGAUUUGGUUGAUAGUAAGGUCGUCGAUACAGAGGAGGCCAAGGCUUUUGCAGAAUCGCUGGGAAUGAAUUUUCUUGAGACAAGUGCAAAGGAAUCCAUCAAUGUGGAGACAGCUUUCUUAACCAUGUCAUCAGAAAUCAAGAACAAGAUGGCGAGCCAACCUGCGGCGGAGAGGAAAUCGACGGUCCAUGUUCACAUGAAAGGGCAGCCCAUACAGCAGCAGAACAGCAGCUGCUGCUCCUCAUAAGCUCAGCAAGUCGAGCAGUGAAUUGGAUAUACUGAAUACAGAAUUUGUAUACAACAGAGCGUGUGUUAAUACUUACUGUUUAAUAUACUUGUCACAGUUUGAGCUUGUUCUGCAAUCUCAUUAGCCAUUACUUCGUCAGUGUUUUAGGCGCAUUUGAUGGAUCUUAGGUUACAAAAAUUGCAUGAAAAUAUGGUUAAUCCAAGUUUGUCAGUCAUCCUGUCAUCUUUCAGGAAAGGACCAUAUAUUGUUGCUGAUUAUCUGGAGUUUGUCUUUAGUCAUUACUUUGUAACAGAAAUUGUAUGAAAUUAUCUGCAGUUCGGUGUUUGUCA